CUGUUGAACGCAACAAACGAGAAGUUACGGAAGUCUCGCGAGACCAUUAGGGGUUGAGCUGCAUUUUGUCAGCUGUAUUGGGUCGUUUUCUUUCUAAAUUUGCUCCCGUGUCCGAUUUUAACUGCGGUACAUGACGUCAUAAUUUAACUGGAACUUGUCAAAUCUCCGGUGGUGAGGAAGGACCUGGAACAUGGAGGCUGGUGAAGGCGGCAGCGCCACCACUCCCUCAGAGGAGAUCAAUGGAGCCUCAACUUUGAUGGACUUCCUGGACGAACCUUUCCCUGACGUCAGCACGUACGAGGACUUCCACACCAUUGACUGGCUGCGGGAGAAGUCCAGAGACACCGACCGUCACCGGAAGAUCACCAGCAAGAGUAAGGAGUCCAUCUGGGAGCUGAUAAAGAGCCUGCUGGACGCCUGGUCAGGAUGGGUGGUGAUGCUGCUCAUCGGCCUCCUCUCAGGAACGCUGGCCGGCGUCAUCGACUUGGCGGUGGACUGGAUGACCGACCUGAAGGAGGGCGUCUGCCUUUCUGCGUUCUGGUACAGCCACGAGCAGUGCUGCUGGACGUCCAACGAGACCACCUUCGACGACCGCGACAAGUGUCCGCAAUGGCAGAAGUGGGCGGAGCUUAUGACCGGCCAUUCUGAGGGAGCCGGGGCGUACUUGUUGAACUACUUCCUGUACAUCCUGUGGGCGCUGCUGUUCUCCUUCCUGGCCGUGUCGCUAGUUCGAGUGUUUGCGCCGUACGCCUGCGGCUCGGGGAUCCCAGAGAUUAAAACGAUUCUCAGCGGCUUCAUCAUUCGGGGCUACCUGGGAAAAUGGACCCUGCUGAUCAAAACCGUCACCCUGGUUCUGGCGGUCUCGUCGGGCCUCAGCCUGGGGAAGGAGGGCCCCCUGGUCCACGUGGCCUGUUGCUGCGGAAACCUCUUCUGCAGCCUCUUCUCCAAGUACAGCAAGAACGAGGGCAAACGCAGAGAGGUGUUGUCGGCGGCGGCGGCCGCUGGAGUUUCGGUGGCUUUUGGGGCGCCCAUCGGAGGAGUUUUGUUCAGCUUGGAGGAAGUCAGCUAUUAUUUCCCUCUAAAGACGCUGUGGCGCUCAUUCUUUGCCGCCCUGGUCGCCGCCUUCACGCUCCGCUCUAUCAACCCGUUUGGAAACAGCCGCCUGGUCCUGUUCUACGUGGAGUACCACACUCCCUGGUACAUGGCGGAGUUGGUUCCUUUCAUCCUUCUGGGCGUCUUCGGCGGCCUCUGGGGAACCCUCUUCAUCCGCGCCAACAUCGCUUGGUGCCGGCGGCGGAAGACCACCCAGCUGGGGAAGUAUCCCGUGCUGGAGGUGAUCGCCGUGACCGGGAUCACCGCCGUGCUGGCGUACCCCAACCCGUACACGCGCCGCAGCACCAGCGAGCUCAUCUCGGAGCUGUUCAACGACUGCGGGGCGCUGGAGUCCUCGCAGCUCUGCGACUACGUCAACAACCCCAACAUGAGCCGGCCGGUGGACGACAUCCCCGACCGGCCCGCCGGGCCCGGCGUCUACAACGCCCUGUGGCAGCUGGCGCUCGCCCUCAUCUUCAAGAUCGUCAUCACCAUCUUCACCUUCGGCAUGAAGAUCCCGUCGGGUCUCUUCAUCCCCAGCAUGGCGGUGGGAGCCAUCGCUGGGCGGAUCGUGGGGAUCGCUGUAGAGCAGAUGGCGUACCACCACCACGACUGGAUCAUCUUCAAGAACUGGUGCCGCCCCGGCGCCGACUGCGUCACGCCGGGCCUGUACGCCAUGGUGGGAGCCGCUGCCUGCCUGGGCGGCGUGACCAGAAUGACCGUCUCCCUCGUCGUCAUCAUGUUCGAGCUCACCGGCGGCCUGGAGUACAUCGUCCCUCUCAUGGCCGCCGCCGUCACCAGCAAAUGGGUGGCCGACGCCUUCGGCAAAGAGGGCAUCUACGAGUCGCACAUCCAGCUCAACGGGUACCCCUACCUGGACGUGCGGGACGAGUUCACGCACCGCACGCUGGCCACCGACGUGAUGCGGCCCCGCCGCAACGACCCGCCUCUGGCCGUCCUGACGCAGGACAGCACGACGGUGGAAGACGUGGAGACGCUCAUCAAAGACACGGACUACAACGGCUUCCCGGUGGUGGUGUCCAGAGAGUCGGAGAGACUUAUAGGCUUUGUUCAGCGGCGGGAUCUGAUCCUCGCCAUCAAAAAUGCACGCCAAAAGCAGGACGGCGUGGUGAGCAGCUCAGUGGUUUAUUUCACGGAGGACGCGCCGCAGCUGCCGGCCAGCAACCCGCAGCCACUGAAGCUGCGCCGCAUCCUCAACCUCAGCCCCUUCACCGUCACAGACCACACCCCCAUGGAGACGGUGGUGGACAUCUUCCGCAAGCUGGGCCUCCGCCAGUGCCUGGUCACCAGAAGCGGGCGACUGCUGGGCAUCAUCACCAAGAAGGACGUCCUGCGACACAUGGCUCAGAUGAUGAACCAGGAUCCAGAGUCCAUCAUGUUCAACUAAGCUGAGACCAGCUGUGUACAUAAGCCACUUAAGCAUCCCGCCGCCCCGUCCUCUGACAGGCAAGACCCCCCUCCCACCUCCAUGCCGACCACAAAAAUAAAAGAUCCCUAUUUAUUACAGCUGCAUUGAUUACAAAAUAAGAGGAGGUUGUUCAGGUUGUACUGACCUUUGGGGGUCAUGGGGUCCCUGCUGGGGUCGGCAGGAUUCAGAUUAUCAUCUGUGAUGGGCAAGUGGGGGCAAUUGUGCCGCAAGGUCAUAACUUCAUUUAAAAAAAAAAAGUGUUUUUGUGUUUGUAACAGCUUACACAUAUCGGAAACAAACAGUUACCAUCUUUGACCCUUCACAAUAAAAGCGGUAAAGCUCAAUGGUACUCAUAAUAAAUGAGAAAUAAUGUGGGGAAAUGUGUGGCAUUACAAAAUAAGAGCGUAGACCAAUGGGACACUAAAUAUGUUUUAAUAAGCUUCUAGUUAAAUAUUUGAUUUAAUUAGUAUUGUUUUUGGGGGCUUUUAUUUGCAUUUAUUGAGGUUUCCAGUUUGCAAGACUGAGCUUAUUUUAUUUAUUUCAAUUCCUGUUGCACUUUGGGUUGUUUCUGUUACGCUGCCAUAUUGCUGUGAAGGCUGUGCUCAAACUCUCCUAGGGAGUGUUUUUGCUGCGUCAUCUCGAUGGCCACAUCCAUAUUUGUUCCAACCUAAAACCUGUUUUUCUCUGAAGGAAACUCCAAUAGUACUUCUGACUCCACCUGCUCCUCCGUCCUGCUCCUGUUUCUGUACCGUAGGUUCUGUUCUGUGUGGUUGGUUUUAUUGUGAAGCUCAAACAAGGCAGGAAGCUGUUUUGUUUUUAAUUGCCAACAGAAUGUACUGAGAGGUUUUAUUGUAUUAUGUAAAUACUGCAAAUUACUUGUGAUUUUUUUUGUAUUUAAUUUAGUUUGAAACACUACCACUGGACUUUUUUUUUAAUGGAAGCAUUGUUCACCCUGACCUCCUUUGCACUUUUAUUUUGGGAUUUCCAAAAGAUGAUGAAAUAAAUCCUUGAAGAUUAA
Oryzias melastigma (Indian medaka) is the source of this 3539-nucleotide messenger RNA. It is a transcript of the gene clcn4, whose product is annotated as chloride channel, voltage-sensitive 4. Gene Ontology annotation, molecular function: voltage-gated chloride channel activity. Gene Ontology annotation, cellular component: membrane; Golgi apparatus; early endosome. The transcript has 12 exons. Bases 191 to 2500 code for a protein of 769 amino acids. NCBI's taxonomy places the organism in Eukaryota, Metazoa, Chordata, Actinopteri, Beloniformes, Adrianichthyidae. Gene Ontology annotation, biological process: chloride transport; transmembrane transport. The record is from RefSeq and is a predicted model, not a curated record.